UUUUUACACAGUCACGCAGGAUAACAACACACUUCAAGACAGCUGUCCGUCAAAGGUGUAUUAAUACAACCAAACAACACCACGUGGUCAGGUCAACGACGGACAACUGGCGACAUAUUGUCGGUAAACCCGCCGGAGGACUCGCAGCGAUGCCGGACGUUGAACCGCUCAGAUUCCCGUCCAGGGAAGGACGACCGAGCCAGCCAGAUCAAGCAGAUCUCCAGGCCCCCUGCUCUGGUAGACGUCGUGCAUGUGCUCUGCUCAACAGCCCCCUGCCAUGUGUCAACAAUGCUACUUAUCAUAUCCAAGAGCUGAAGAUGGCAGCGGAAAAUUGGUGUCAACAGUCUGGAAAAUAUCCGCCACAGAUCAAUCAGGAUAAGCAUCAAUACAGCAACACUUUAAGAUUUCAGUCCAGAGACUCAGAUACUGAAUCGGUAACAUCUGCGGAAUUGUUCGUCGAAGGCGUCGCAAUUAGUGCUCGAGAAUGCAACAAUCUCGUAAAGUGUUUUAACCCUCCAGAAAGCUGUCCUUUAUCGUCACCACUGAAGAAAAUAAACGACGUCCUCGGCGAGGUCACGUGUCUGAUUGAGCGGCUGGAGGCCGAUCGGCAGUACGCCGAGGUCGCUCUCCGCAAAGAGAAGAGAAGGAAGCGAUUCCUGGAGAACCAAGUCGACGGUAUUUCCCAAUGGAAGCAACAAGAGCGCUCUCUUUUAAUCCAAAAAGAGCACGACGCAUGCAUUAAAGAAAUCUCUGAGCUGAAGUGGCAACUCAAACUAGACAGAGAGAAGCUUGACCAAGCUCGGGAGAAGCUCUCGUACGCGGAGGCGUGGAACCGGAGCUUACGCGAGGACAUCGACUUCGCCAAGAAACAAAUGCCCGUUGUGAAAGCAAACCUGGAGCUGCAGAGAGGAAUCAUAAAUCAGAUCAACGCGGCACAAGCUGAGACCGACGAAGUCUACUCAAACACACGAAGCGAGUUCCUACUGCUCGACGAGGAGAAAAAAAAGAUGGAGCUGGACGCCAACGAUGAAAUGAUCUCGAUGGAUCGCGCUCUGUCAGUGACUAAGAAUCAGCUGGCGAGCACAUUGGACGAGUUAAACCAGUUGAAGAUGCUCGAGGAAGCGAUGUGGGCAGAAAUCAAGGAUGCUGAAAAGACGAUUGCACUAACGGGAGACAAGUGCUCAGCCACGACACGACGUGUCCCGGAAUUGCUGGAGCUCGAGAAAACUGCGAACGACUGGAUUCUGCAAUCGGAACUUGAAAUUGAGGAUGAAAUGCGAAGGAAUGCGAUAUUAAAUGAGAGGCUAGUUGCACUGCAAGGAGAAAUUGAGAAAACUAGACUUCUCGGGGAAGCGGAGGUUUCCCGCGUAGAAGAGCAGCUCCUUUCAAAACGUAACGCCUUGGCGGCGCUCCGUCGAGAAAACAUGGAGUGUGAACAGAAUGUGGAAGACGACAAGAUGAAAAUAUCUGAGAGCGAGAAGGCGGUGAAGCAGAUGCACGAGGAGAGGAAGCAGAUGCUCCAGAAAAUCAUCGACAAUGACGAGCAGUGGGAAAAGGCCGAGGAGGAAGUGACCCAGGUUGCAGCUCAGCACAGUGUCACCCGGACUAAACUGGAAGAGCAGGAGCAGCUCACCUUCACGGAAGAAGAGAGAGUCAGGAUGGCGAUUGAAGACCUGAGGAAACAUCUGAUGGGUCAGAUGACUGCCCGGGAGCUACUGAAGAGUCAGUGUGCAAAUAUAAAUGAAGAACUGUUUCAACACCAGAGGAGUUCGGAGCGGCCGAACAAAAAACUUCAGAAAGAAUUUGAAGAGGCAUCCGCAGCAACGGAAGAACUGGAAACAGAAGUUUUGAAAAUGAAGAAAUUGACAGAACAUUUUGAGAAGAUUCAGCGUGAACACGAAGAGAAACUAGUCCGGCUUGAGGAGGAGAAACAACUCCAAUGUGCGCUCCUGAAAGAGGCCCAGGAUUCAAACGCCGCCGCCGUGGAGAGAUACGACAACACCCGGGCCCGGAUCAGCGACCUCAGGAAGAAGAGCGCACACUACCGGGAUGCUUCAGAUACAAUGGAAGUGAUGAUCCAAAGCAUGCCGGAAGUCAUCGAUGAACUUGAAAGUGUUUUUGAUGCCAUGGAAUCCAAAAACAAGUCAGCCGCUCUUGUAAUGAGCACCUUGCAGUCUGAUAUUAAUAACUGCCAACAACGAGCACAGCGAUCCAUGCAGACACACGCCGCUCAUGUUACGGCGAGAAGGAAGGAAAUGGAAGCCACCAAGGCCGCGCUGCUCGCUGCACUGGAGGAGAACGAGCGGCUGGCGAGCCAGUACCAAAGUCUGCAGAAGAUCCUCACGGAGGCCAAACGAGAGGCCGUGUCUGCACUGAGCGAGAAAACCCGAGCGCAGGAAUCCUUUCAUUACUACACAGAGCUCUCUUUGUUGCAGAAGAGGAUGCACAAAGCUCUGGUGAAAUACUUCAAACAACGCAGCCUCUGCAGCCGGGCUGAACUGGACCGGUGCCAGGCUCUUUCUCAAGAGACCGACCAGGGGAUACAAACUGCUCAGGAGGGGUUGUCAGCAGAAAUUCAGCUCAUCUCCGCGUUCCUCCAGUCCUUGACGGAUGACUCUACUCCCGCCGCCGCCGUCGAGGUGAACAAACAAGCCGGUCCCGGGAUCGAAUGAGUAGAUGCCUCCAGUUCAAAUAGCAAUGUAAUUGGACAUUCACCUGUACCAGACAACUUACUUACUUACCCUAGCACGCUUCACUAUCCACCCCCCCACCCUCUUUACUUGCAGCGAAUCCAUAACAAUGAAACAGGUGACUUUCAUGCUGCUGUCAGGACUGAUCUAAUUUUAGCUGGGUGAAUGAUUGCAAUUGGCUUUGCCUCAUCAGAUAAUUAAUCUAUGUCACCAUUAAUUGGAAAAGAGAAUAAUUACAGGCAGUGUUGACAGAAAUUCUACGCUUCUCCAGAUUCCGGGAUCUAAUUACAACUAGUGAAACCCCCGUGACCUUAACCAGCACUUAGUCCACCGUGGCCACCUUGACCGUGUCCACGCGAAGACCACCCUCUCUUGAAAAGACCCUGUUUUUUUUCUUCUUUGGGGUGUGUUAGCGCCUCCCCGCACUCCCCACUCUUCCCCACUCUCUCUGAGAGCUGUCUCCCUCAAUCACUUUUCAAUAUUCAAUCUUAAUUUUGUGGAAGUUUAGCAUUUUCAAUGAGCUGGAGAUGAAUGAUUAAUGAAUAAAUUUAAAUGCUU
Molecule: messenger RNA, 3248 nt
Organism: Pseudoliparis swirei
Lineage: Eukaryota; Metazoa; Chordata; Actinopteri; Perciformes; Liparidae
Product: coiled-coil domain-containing protein 178
Exons: 20
Coding region: 150-2672 (840 amino acids)
Source: RefSeq, a predicted model, not a curated record